Molecule: messenger RNA, 471 nt
Organism: Kuraishia capsulata CBS 1993
Lineage: Eukaryota; Fungi; Ascomycota; Pichiomycetes; Pichiales; Pichiaceae
Exons: 1
Coding region: 1-471 (156 amino acids)
Biological process (GO): signal transduction
Cellular component (GO): Ragulator complex
Source: RefSeq, a predicted model, not a curated record
AUGCUACAACCAAGGUCGGUGUCGUCGUUGCUGUCACAGGUGCUUAUUCCGUCUCCUUUAACACCCGGAAAGAGGCCUUUAUCAAUUUCGCUACUGUCAUCCUCUGGAGACCCCCUCUGCUCUUGUACGAGUGCAGCUUCGGCCUCAGAAAGAAGUUUUGACCUUCAAGCUGGCUCCAGCAACCCAACAGAGUACGGUUCAGUCCAAGCUUUGGACCCCUCCGAAAAUUUGAAUGCUUACUCGCUGGUGGCACUAAAUCUAUGGAACCGCCAUUUACAGGAAAGAGAAGCAGAAAACACUACGGACUGGUUGGAGGUGAGCGUUGACCGGUUCAACGUGAUUCUCAAAGCUGUGGGCGGUGUGGAAAGCCCGAAGUGGCUUUUGUUGAUGAUUUGUGAGGCUGAAUAUCCGAAGGGACUGGCUCUGAAGAAGGUGGAGAAUCUUGGGGUGCUAAUAGACCAACAGACGUGA